CUUGAAACAACAACCAAAAGAGGCAAUCGGCCCUUUAUUUGGUUAGAAAUGAGAACUGUUAUGAUCUCCCUUUGCAUUCUUGCAACUGGUCUUGGUAUAAGCCUUGUGGUAAUUCUCAGCAUGAAGAACCAGAAAGAUCCUCAACAAUUAGCUCUUGAAAAUUUAUGUUUGACAAAAGAUUGCGUUAAAGCAGCGGCAAGACUGAUGGAUGCAAUGAAUACCAAGGUAGACCCAUGUGAUAACUUUUAUGACUUUGCCUGUGGAAGUUGGAAAAGACUGAAUCCAAUUCCAGAAGAUAGUUCCAGUUACAGCACAUUUGAACAACUUAGGAAUCAACUACAGUCCUUACUUAAAGAUCUCCUUGAAUCUGAAAUCUCAGAUGAAGAAAAUAUUUCAAUCCAAAAAGCCAAAAUACUUUAUUCUUCUUGCAUGAAUAAAAGUUUAUUGGAAGACAGAGAUUUGUCUCCUUUAAGGAUAUUCCUGGAUGAACUUGGUGGUUGGCCUGUGGUUGAUAUCAAUUGGAACGAAAGUAAUUUUAACCUCUACAGUCUGAUGUCAAAACUACGCUUGUACAACAACAACAUUUUUGUAUAUAUGUGGGUUUCUACGGAUGAGAAAAACUCCAGUACCAAUAUUAUCCAAAUUGAUCAAGGUGACCUUGGAAUGCCUUCAGCUGACUAUUUUACUUCAAAAGAACAUGAAGACAAAUUGAAUGCCUACAAGAAAUUUGCUGAGAAUGUUGCAAUUACAUUAGGAGCCACUUCUUCCGAGGCUGAAAAGCAAAUAGAAGAAGCGAUUAAACUUGAAAUCCAAAUUGCAAAUAUCACGGAGCCAAGUGAAGGCCGAAGAGACUAUGAAACUAUGUACAAGAAAUUCACCAUUGAAGAACUGACAAAUAAAUUACCUGAGUUUGAUUGGUUAAAAUAUCUAACAGAGACAUUUAGUGCAGCCAACAUCACCCUCACCACUGAACAGCCUGUUGUUGUUUACGCCUUGGACUUUCUAACAAAUCUCGUUCAAAUCUUAAAAGUAACUCCCAAAAAGACUCUGGCUAACUAUCUGGUAUGGAGGAUUAUUAUGAAUCGGGUUAACAAUUUACCCAAAAAAUACAGGGACAUGAAGAAGGAUUACCACGAGAGAAUCUUUGGUCAGCAAAGUGAGACACCAAGAUGGCGGGAAUGUGCAACAUUUGUGGCAGACAACCUGGGAAAUGCUAUUGGACGGCUUUUUAUCGCAAAUUACUUUGACGAAGAAGCUAAGAAAAGUGCCAAAGAAAUGAUCCACAACAUCCGAGAAGCUUUUAAUGAACUUCUACAUGAGGUAGAAUGGAUGGACAGCAGUACGAUAGAAGUGGCACAAGAGAAGGCAAAUGCCAUUGUUGAAAGAAUUGGAUACCCACCUUACAUACUUAAUGACACAGUCUUAACGAAUAUGUACUAUCACGUCGACUACCAAGCAGAUUUUUAUUUUGAAAAUGUACUGACCACUAUCAGAUGGAAUGCUAUGAUUAACUUAAAACAACUUGGACAACCAGUGGACAAUGAAGAAUGGUUAACACCACCAGCUGUUGUCAAUGCCUUUUAUAGUUCCACAAAGAAUGAAAUAUUAUUUCCUGCUGGCAUUCUACAACCACCAUUUUACAGUAAAGGCUAUCCAAAAUUUAUGAACUAUGGUGGAAUUGGAAUGGUAAUUGGUCAUGAAAUAACCCAUGGUUUUGAUGACAAAGGAAGACAAUAUGACAAAGAUGGUAACUUGAAACAAUGGUGGGAUGAUGUCGUGAUUGAACGCUUCAAGAACCAGACUCAAUGUAUGAUAGAACAGUAUGGUAAUUACUUGGUCCCAGAGGCUAACAUGAAUUUAAAUGGUAUAAUUACCCAAGGUGAGAAUAUUGCAGACAAUGGUGGUUUGAAGCAAGCAUUUCGGGCCUAUGAACAUUGGAAGAAGAAAACAGGAGGUAAAGAACAAACACUGCCAGGUCUCUCCUCCUAUACUCCCGAACAAAUGUUUUUCCUCAAUUUUGCCCAUGUUUGGUGUGGUUCAAUGCGUCGAGAAGCUGCCAUUAAUCGAAUUCAGACAAACCAUCACAGUCCAGGAAGAUUUAGAGUCAUUGGUCCACUGCAGAAUUCUCCAGAAUUUUCUCAAGUCUUCAACUGCAAACAAGGAUCCUAUAUGAAUCCAGAGCAGAAAUGUACAGUAUGGUAGUGUGAGAGUGGAUGAUGCUAAAUUUGUGUGGAGUAAUGUAUUGGAUGGUAAUGUGAGUAGGUGGGUGGAGUUAUAUCUGUAUUAGAGUGUGUAAAAUAUGGUAAUGUGGAUGGGUGGAGUUAUGUUUGUAUAAAGUUAUGUAUAGUAUAAAAGUAUGGGUGGAGCUAUAUCUGUGUCGAUACAAUGAGGGUGGGUGGAGUUAUGGUAGGUGGUGUUAUGGUAGGUGGUGUUAUGGUAGGUGGAGUUAUGGUAGUGUGGUAGGUGGAGUUAACUCUACAUAUGUUUAUGUAGAGUUGUGUACAGUAUGGUUGUGUGUGUGGACUGAGUUGUAUCUGUGUAGAGCUGCUGUACAGAAUGGUAGUGUGGCUGGAGCUACACCUAUACAGUUGUUGUUAUGGUGGGGAGAGUUAUAUCUGUGUGGUGUUGUGUAUAAUAUGAUAAUGUGGGUGGAUGGAGUUAUACCUGUAUAGAGUUGUGCACAAUAUGGCAGUGUAAGAGGAGUUAUAUCUGUGUGAUGUUUGUGUACAGUAUGGUAAUGUAAGUGGAAUUAUAUCUGUGUGGUGUUUGUGUAUAACAUGAUGGUGUGUGUGUGUGUGGAGUUAUAUCUGGAUAGAGUAGGUGUGCAGCAUAGGAUGGAGUUAUAUAUCUGUUGUCUGUUGAUGUUGAUGUUUCAACACUGCUUCCUUCUUCAUCCAUGAGUUUCGUACAUCUGGAGGAUUUGUGUAUCUUUAGUUGUAUAAUGGUCUGUGUUACCUCUCACAAUUGACUCUACCUCUCUCACUCUAUCACCCCCAGCAGUGGACUGUUUGUGCAACUUUCAACAUAUUUUAACACAACGUAAAUCUUAAUAUACAUGUCUGUGUGUGUGUGUACAUUCGUGUGAGUGUGUAUACAAGAGCACUGUAUACAUUAUUAUUAUUAUUAUUAUUAUUAUCAUUCAAUUGUUAUUCUUCAUUUUAAC
Molecule: messenger RNA, 3163 nt
Organism: Octopus sinensis (East Asian common octopus)
Lineage: Eukaryota; Metazoa; Mollusca; Cephalopoda; Octopoda; Octopodidae
Product: neprilysin-4-like
Exons: 21
Coding region: 49-2202 (717 amino acids)
Biological process (GO): protein processing
Cellular component (GO): plasma membrane
Molecular function (GO): metalloendopeptidase activity
Source: RefSeq, a predicted model, not a curated record